AUGUAAGUAAAUUAUGAAGCAUUAAUUGAUGGUAUAAAUAUUUAAUAAACCUUAGAAACAAAGAAUAAAAUGAUGAAAUGGUAAGAAAUCAAUGAACAAAAUAUGUGGGAAUUAUAUUCAAAUAAAGAUGGAUAUAUUGUAUAUACAAAAAAGAAUCCAGAAAAUGGAAUAACUAUGAAUAGGACAUAAACAGAAAUAGCAAGAACACCUGAUUAAAUACUUGAUUUAAUAGGUGAUGUGAAUAAGAGACCUAUGUAUGAUGAGAAAGUGGAAACUGUAUUAAUUAUUAUAAUAUAUUAACAUAGGCUCAUGUUGUAGAAUAGAUUGAUGCAAAUACAAGAUUAGUUUAUGUGAGAAUGAAAGCACCUAUUCCAUUUAUGAGUAGUAGAGAUUUAAUUAUGGUUCAAAAAGUGUAUAAAUAAAAUGAUGGUAUUAUAAUUGUUUGUGGUAUGACUAUUUCUAAUAUUUAUUCUAGCAAAAUCAAUUAUACAUUAGAAAACACCUCCAAUUCCAAAAAUUGAAAGAGCAGAGAUGCAUUUAAGUGGUUGGAUCAUUAUACCUUAGCCAAAUUAAGUAUAAUUAUUUAUUAAUUAAAUCUUAGAUGACUAAAAUCAUAGCAAUCUAAUGUUUUGAUCCAAGAGGAGAUGUACCUUAAUCAGUAACUAAUCAAUAUGCAAAAUUAUAAUCAGAUAUGAUGAAAGCAGCAGUUAAAUUUAUUGCACUUAAUUAUAAAUGAGU
Molecule: messenger RNA, 738 nt
Organism: Paramecium pentaurelia
Lineage: Eukaryota; Ciliophora; Oligohymenophorea; Peniculida; Parameciidae
Source: the annotation of a GenBank genome assembly